CGUCUGCCAAGUUUGGUAGUUGUCGACUGUCUAGUGGUGAAAAGUAAGGCUAGGAAUUGAAUUGAUUAUUUAGUUAUUGAAAUAUUUAUCAUUUACUUUUGGAGCUGUGAAGGGCCGGGCAGGACGGAGGGGCUGGAGGGGGUUCGCCCUGCCCGGGUGUCUGGGGACAUGACUCAUGGCGGGAGGGCUGCCCGCUGGUACCGCCUGUACCGAGGCCUUCCUCAGGCGAGACAGUGAGGAGCGACUCCGCCUUCGCGAGCGCUUGCACGCGCAGCUGCAGGAGGACGUUGGCAGGGUGUUCGCCAGCGCGCUGUACUGCGACCUGGAGCUGGUGUUCGACUCGAGCUCCGUCCAGGCACACUGCUGUGUGCUGCGAGCCCGUGCCAGCAAGUUCUUCUCCAAGCUGUGCUCUUUGGCCGAACCGCGCCGGCUGCGCGACGGCGCUCGCUCCGUGAGGCUGGUCCACGCGCCCGAGACACUCAUUAGAAGCUUCUUGAGGAGCUUGUACACCAAGUGCAGUGUAGUGGAAGAAGAGUCGCGGGUGAUCGCGCUCUUGGAGCGCCUCGGCUGGACUGCAGACUCCAACCCCGGCCCCUACAGCACCCCGUUGGAGGCCUGGUCCGAUCUGCGCUCCUACUACUCAAUUGUGCCCGUCCAAGAGGAUGCGGCGUUAGUCUCCGGCCCUGCCUCUCCUCUCUUGGAGUGUGAGCUCGCAGAGCAGGACUCUCUCCUGGACGUUGCAAAGCCCAGGCUUGGUCUCACUGCUCACGGCCAUGUUCCCGAAGCAGCCCUCUGCAGUGUAACAGACUGUUGCUCUUCGUUUCCUCUGAGCCCCGAGAUGGACGGUAGUGCGGGCGGCCCGGACUCGGGGCUCGACACUUGUUCGACUGGUUUCCUGCCUGGGGGCGACAUGGGCAGCCCGCGUGACCACACUGUCUCUGAGACGUCCGGUGUCGACCUCACUGCGGCAGGCGAAGACAUGCCCCACGACGAGGUGAACCGGCCAGAAUCUUCGUCGUCCGUGUCGUCGGAGGCUGCGACAUGGGACGUGUAUAUGACUAGCACGUGUCAGGACACAGUAGCAUUUCUAGAAGCUGAGAGGAGGUUCUCGCAGGCAUCCGUACGCAGAGUGGAGGAUGAGUGGUGCGAGCUGGAGGACGGACUGCUAUCUUUAAGCGUGCCGGCAGACCAGGUGGAGCACUACUGCUGGCGCCAGCAUGUGGGUCCGGAGUCCCAGGAGCCUGUCGACCCCUCCACCUCCGACAGCUCUGGCUCCAGCAACGCACUGACUUUUGCUCCCACAACCGGCCUCGCCGUGUCUCUCUCCUACCCUGAGGCCAACACGGACUGGCGCAACACAGACGGCCACAACUUCUUCAUCAACGCCGCGGAUCUGAUCGAUGACAAUGAUGUGUCUCUGCCGUACGUUGGUACUGGCCGACCUGCUGAAACCAAGGAUUUAAUGCCAGUGCUGGAUGAUUCACCGUUGGAGCGUUCCCAAUGUGACAUUGUCGACAAAGGCUUGUCUGGCUUUGCAACCGUCAAGAGUAACUUUGUAGAAGAUGAUGUGCCACCUGUUGUGACUUCUACAGAUGAGUUUUCAGAGGAUUUCAUUCCUUUCCUGUCUUCCAGGUCAGCACUAGAUGGCAUGAAAAGCCUGGUGAAUGUGUCGGGGUGUGAACUCCUUGGCAUCGACAGCUGUAAAAUAGUGAGCACACCUUCAAAAAGUACUCAGCAAGCUAGCAUAUCGAGGCAGUUCUCUGGACAGGACCACACUGCAGAGUUCCAGAAAGAAAUCACAGUUGCAGAGCAUUUGGAGCCGUAUGCAGAAACUAGGAAAAUACUUUUGUGCAAAAUAAAACAAGAGAGCAAUUCCACAGAAGAUGUGUGCUCUUUGGGUUUGGCAAACUUGAAUCAAUGUUUUGACAAAUCCUCAGAUAAUGCUGUGUGCUCAGAGUCAGAGCCCAAGUUUCCGAAUGUGAUGAAUGAACCUUUACUUCAUAUAGAAAGUAGAGGCACUUUCUUUAGAAAGUGUGUUUCGGAAGAAGUUAGUGACCACGAUGAAGCUAAGUUAAGUGAGUGUAAUCUGGGAGGCGUAGAGGGAGUAAGUAGAGAUGGUGAUGGGGAAAAAGAAGCUCCUCUCGACCGAGAAAGUAGUAGAGGGGGUGAGGACAGUGAUGUCACGGCCACCACAGAAGUGCUUGGCGUAGAGGGAGAAGGUCCGCGUCGUGCCAGUCUCAUUCGAAGGAAUACCUUUGAGCUGGAUCCGGACGACGACCACCUUGCGCUCUUGCGGCAGGAGUACGAGCGCCGCCAGGGAAACCUUCUGUUUCAGAGCUGCUCUCCGCAGUUCUCUGGGAGCGAUGAGGGUUCAUCCCAGCUAAACUCCCUUCCGUGUCUGCCGUCCGCCCCCACGCCUGUUAAGAGUCCCCAUGUCCUCCCACACAUGGUGGGGCCUGAGGCGAAUACCCCUGAUUCCCUCAACAACGAUGGCCCUGUCGACAGCUUCUUUGCAGCCCCCACGAGACACGUACCGAACUGUGGGGAUGGUGUGCCUUUGAGACCAGGAGGCUAUAGCCGUGCGUGCAAGCCGGUGGUGUCUGGUGCACUGACGUGCAGUGACGUGUUGCUGGAUGACAGGCAGCUAUGUGAAAGUCCCAAGAAGCCAAAGAGAACAGAGUCCACUCCGAUAGUGUCAGGAGGGGCUUCAGCUAGUGACUUUGUCACUCAACCACAGCUGAAGAUGGAGAGUCCCAUCUUCUCUCGCCGGAAAAAUGAGUCGGCCCCCAUCGUGUCCGGAGGUGCAGUAUGUGUGCCAAAACCAGAAGUGAAAGAGAAGGAAAGUAUGAGUGCGUCGGUGGGGUCGGCAUGGGUAGUGGACAUGAGCGACUGCAGCCCCAACACCACGCGGCAGAGCUUCGACCUAAAGAGGCGACGUAGGAGCGAGGCUGGCCGCGACUCUAAUGGUAACACAGCUGGCAGUGAGGGUCACAAUACUUCAUUGGGCUUCUUCGUCAAUCUUAAAGAUGCAACACCUGAAGAAUCUGCACAGGAAAACAAGAUCUCUAUGGUUCAGAAAGACCAGUGCAAGAAAUCCACAGAAUUGUUUGUGGAAGUGGGGGAAAGUGGCAGGUCUCCCAUACCUCGCAAGAAAAAUGUUGUUAGUGAUAGAAGCGUACAAAAAUCAAAGUCACAGACAGAUGUCCCUUCGAAAAAUUUGUCUACUGAUGUCUCUAAUGAGAAGUCAAAUGGAACAGUUUCUGGCAAGAAUACUAUGUUUUCCAUGUUUAUAGACUUUGGCUCUGAAACAAAACCGAAAGAGAAGUCCUGCAUUCCAAAAGACAGAACAUCUUCCUUAACAAAGAAAGUCACUGAACCAGACUUGGAUUCUGAAAAACACCGAGGUGAUGGUAUCACUUCAGGGGCUAGCAAAAUGAACAGGGUGAAUGAUGCUACGUUUGAUGCAUGCAGUGAGCCAUCAGAGAGCCAAGAAGAGAGCAUGCAUGUGUCUGCAGAUGUGGGACCAUGGGCUGACUCGGUGCAGAUGACGACGCCGGCAAAGUCCACUGCCCAGGAAAGCAUGAAGUCAGCGGUCGAAGAGAAAAAGCAGAGCUUCUUCAUGUUCAUAGAGACGGACUCGCCGGUGUCGAGGAGGAAGACGUUGCCGUCUGGGCUGAGGCCAGCCUUGAACCGGCACUCGUGGAAUGCAGACCUGCCGAUUGAGCGACGGGACGAUGACGUGCAGAAGGUGCACAAGCGAGCGCACAGCUUGUCGGUGGAUCGCAACAUGGGGGUAGAAGAAGGGAGGUCGGUGCUAGCAAGGGGCAAGAUCAGGCGGAGCAGUCACUCUCUGCACGAGGACAACUCCCAGGGCCGGCCCCCCACCAAGCCAGUCUCUCGCCUGCCCAAGCAGGCGUGCAGCCUGGAGGCAGACGAAGGGGCCAAGACGAGACUCCGCGCCAAGCAGCUGUCGGACUCGUCGACCGAGGUGGAAGACGGCGUGUCUCAGUCGACGGGCCCGGACGAUGAUGUCAGCAUUUCCUGCACGGAUCUAAGUGAUGCCAAGGGCAACGCCAGCAGCUCCGCCACAAUAACGGAGUCGGAGGACCACGUAAAGCCCGCCGUGGCCCCGAAAGUGGCUGCUACCACAUAUUGUGAGGAUGAGAGAAGGGAGCAGAUGAGCUUCGUAAAGCUCUCAGACCUCGAUAAGGAGCCCGAGAGGUGUGAUGUGGACAAGCCCGGCCAGGUGGCCACCUCCAAUAGGAUGACUCGGAGUAUCCCAGAAACGUCAUGGAUAGAGAGCAAGCUGAUGAUGACACGGUCGAUGGGCGGGGGUGGGGGUGUGGGCGGAGGCGGGGCUCCCUGCAGCCGCUCGCUGAGCCGUCUGUUCCCGCACCUAAAUGCGACAGUGGCUCCCGGGGCGGCCCUCGGCAAGUCUCCGGAGCCCGAGGAAGGUGACACCCAGGUGUCGGAGACCUCUGACCUCAGCAGCAUGCAGAGCAGUGUGGGACCAUCUGGGCUGGAGGGCAGCACGGAGGAGACAGACGCGUCGUCGUGUGCGGGGCGCAGCUCGGGACCAGCAUCGCGUCUCGGCGAGGACCUGCUGCGCAUGUUCCUGGAGGAGAUCAGCCCGGACGUGACGGUGGAGGUGGGCGGGCGCCGCCUGCGUGCCCACAAGUGCAUCCUGUCCUCACGCUGCCAGUACUUCGCGGCCAUGCUGAGUGGCGGCUGGGUGGAGAGUGCGGGCAACGUCAUCUCCCUGCAGGGGUUCUCGUUCAACGCCGUGCACUUUGCGCUGUGCCACAUCUACAGCGGCACCAGCAACAUCCCCGACACCAUCAGCAUCGUCGAGCUGGCCACGCUGGCCGACAUGUUGGGGCUGGAGGGCCUCAAGGAAGUGGUCAUGUACACGCUCAAGGUCAAGUACUGCCACUUCUUCCACAAGCCUUGCGCAAUGUGCGCGGUGGGCAUAGUGGAGUGCCUACCCCUCGCUGCUGCCUACGGCCUCGACGACAUCUACCGCAAGAGCCUGCGCUGGAUCACACGACACUUUGUGCGCAUCUGGCCCACCAAGGGCUUUGCGUCGCUGCCGCGCGAGUUGCUGGAAAAGUGCUAUCAACAGCACGUUGUUCACAUGACUGCAGACAACGUGCUGGAGACGGUCAUGAGCUGCGACAAGCUACUAGCGACGCUGCCGAGCGUGCGCUGGGCGGAGCCAGUCUUCACCCUCACCUCGCAGCUGCUGGAGGCUGCCGUCAAGUUCCUCGCCAACAACUUCUGCCUCGUCCUGAAGUGUGACAGCUUCCAGGCGCUGGGCAAGGAGCUGAGCUGGAACAUCAGCCGCCUGGAGGACAGCCUGACGGCGGCUGCCGACCGCCUGCCGCCCGACCAGGCGUGCCAGAGCCACGCAUACCUUCACCGCACGCUCGCCGCCGACCCCCAACCCGCCCCCAGCCAGAGCUACGGAGAGCUGCUGCGCCGGCUGCAGAAGCGUGUGGAGGCGUCGCUGGUGCGGCAGGCUGCGCGAGCUGCACGCUGCCCGUCCUGGGCGCGCAUGGACGUGGAGCUGCGGCGCAAGGUGCAGGAGGCAGCGUGCCUCGUCCUGGUUCCCGGGGAGGAGCCCUCGCGUGGCAAGCAGCCCGUCCCUGCCAAGCGCUCUGCAGCCCCGCAGCGCUCUUCGCGCAGCCUCGACAUCCGGCAGGUGAAGCUGGCCAUGACGCAGCAGGCACGGCGCGUGGCGUCGGGCGGGCGGGUGUCUGUGCUGCAGGCAGACGUCCGUGUGCGCGCCCAGUCCGCCGCCCCAACGCACCGCAAGCAGAAGAGUGAGCCCCCGCCCGUGCCCAAGAAGACGGAGGCACGGCCUGCGGUGGAGCCUCUUGUCCGCCCCAAGACUUGGCCCCUGCGCAUCAUGGAGAGUAAGGCACGCCCCAGCCGGCAGGGCGCAGGACAGCCCAGUGCAUCCACUCCGGACAAGCAGGGCUGUGGCGUGAGGCGUCAGGGCAAGACGCUCAUAUCCUCAUCCGAUUCCUCGCGCACCUCGUCCCCUGCCAUGCGCCGUGCCGCCUCCUCCGGAGCUCGCAGGCGGCCCGGUGAGGCGUCUACCGUGUCCGUGGACUCUCUGACGGACGAGGGCGGGCGUCGUGCGGUCAGCGACGGUGCCAUGACCAAGAGCCUGAUGUCAAUACGACCCGACACGCCCUCCGUGGCGCGAAAGAAGCGGGACGAGACCACCAUGUCGGCCGACUCUCUCGGCGAGAAGGCGGUGAGCGCACCCAGUCGCAGCUCCGCACACACCCGGCCCGACACGCCACCCUCCAAGGGCAGGGUGCGUCAGGCGCUGGGCAGGUUCGCCUCCGAUGGCACCAUCUCCUCCGACUCGUUGGCCAACACCGACUCUUCCCCGCGUGCAGGCGUCGCUGAAGCUGCUGCCUCCAAGGUGGCGCGCCCCACUGCCAAGAUCUCUGACCUCCAGCAGAGGUCUCCAUCAAUGAGGCGUGUGGCGAUGCGUCAGUCUGCUGGCUCCCCUCGAGACUCCCCGGCUUUCCGGCGCAGCCUCGCCACGGCCGGCAAGGCACCUGGUGAUCCAUCCAAGCCGGCACUCACCAGGACCGUGCUGUCUCCCGGCGCCAAGCGGUCCGUCGGCAAAGGCGCGGGGCGGGGCACUAUGAAGGUCACCCCGGCUUCCUCUCCGAAGCUGGCCUCGUCCCAUCCCACCAGCAAGGCGGCGCCAAGCCGCAAUGCCAAGGGUCCGGCACCGGCCGUACCGCGUGAGGGCAGGAAGGGGUGCACGGUCAACGGAGAGGUGAAGGAGGAACCUCCGCCUCAGCCGACGGUCGGCUCUCGGUCGGGUACGUUCCUGAAGGACGAGCCGACGGUGAUGAAGCUACCUGCGGUCGAAGACGCAGAGUAGUCCUGGUACUGUUAUGUUUCGGGACUGCUAGUGAAUUGAGACCAUUUGUUGAACCAUUAGUGUGCGCACACACUCCUGGUAGUUGUAGCUUUGUGAACAAGCAGCUUCCACUUUUAUUUUACAUUUUAGGUUAUGGGCACUGGGGUUUGAAGUUCUUGCUGUGAGCUUGAAACCCCUCCAAGUGCAACAUUCUGGCGUUAGAAUCGAAUGCUACCAACACUACAGGCUUAUAGCAAAAUCAUAGGAUCUCUACAUAGUGAUAGUGUAGAAUCAUUGAACAUGUAUUGUUUGUUUUCCUAGUGCAAUGUUCAACUAGUCAGUGUGCCAUCUGAGGUCGUUUGGGUAAAGUACAAGAAACUUAAAAAAAAUUCCGCAGACAGUAUUUAUAAUCAAAUGACCAGCACACGGUUUUGAUCUGGCCAGUUUUCGUAUUACAGUAUUUUAAAUAUUUUUUUAUUCUAUUGUGUUUAUAUGUUGUUUUCUAGUUUGUAGUAAAAUUGUGGGUUCUGUGUUUUUUUAAACGUUUCUAGUCAUUGCUUUAGUUUCAAGUUCAGAGAGUUUUUGUGUCUGUUCUCUUCUCUCGCUGAGUGCAUUUAAUUGUCUGUGAUUUUUGAGCGACCUUUAGUUUUAGUGGCGAAACAAGUGAAAGCACAUUUGAGACUUGCAUUUUGUGGUUGGUUGUCAUUGUUUCUGCAGAUAUGUACAUUAGGCAUUGCGUAACAUAACAAUAGCUUGAUUCUAAAGAAUUACGAACAUAUCUGCAGAACUUUGGUAGGGUUUACAAUUUUUAAAGUCUCAUCAUCAGGGAAAGCCAGUAAAUUAAAGGAAACAAAUACGUAUGUCCAAAGUUUUCCAGAACUUGAUUGGUGUUUGGAGUGUGGUGUCUCACAAUCAUCUUGUAGUGACAAGCGGUUUAUAUGGUGGACCGCCUUGGAUGUGAUUGAAAUUAGGAACUUAAUAUGUUAUAUCUUGUUAUGCAAGUGAAAUGUUGUGCUGUAAGCUCUUUUGAUCAGACAAAUUUCAUGUCUCCAAGUACAUAAUCUGUUAAAUGGAAUUCAUUUUAAAUAAGUGUGGUGUUCCAAAAAUUCAGUAUUGAAGAUCGGUGUAACAUUCCUAGGCCUUCCAUAAAUCUCUAUUCUCCCAUAUAGGAUACCAAGGAAAAAUUAUAUAUUUUUUUUGGAGAAAGAAACAAUGUUUAAAAUAAAAUUUGUGUACUUGUGUCAGUUUUUGUUGCUUCAGCAAAUUAUGGUUUCACGUAUUUUGCCCAAGAUGAAUUUUUUUUGAGCUUCCCUAAUAUAAGUAUUUGUAGUGUGAAAUUCUGUCUUAAACUAUUUAUUAUGGCAGGUUUUAUCUUUCUGUUAUGGUGUUUCUAUGUGUUCUGUAUACAUAUUACAUGUUUUGUUUGGAGUGCAAAUUUACAAGUGUGGGUGGUAUACUUAUGCAGUAUAAUGGUUGCUGCAGUUUUAUCACUUAGAAUUGUUUUGCAGUUUACAAAGCUAUCUGGGUAUGAUGUUGAGCUUGUUGCAAGGCGUGACUGGCCAUUUGGAUGAGUGGUAAACUUGCCGGCUGACUUUGCUGAGGAAGGCAAGGCAGACUGUACAAUUACUUUCUUCUCUGCUUUAAGUCCAUUCUGGUCAUCCGCAUCGUAGCGAUAUCUACGUUUGGUGGAUGAACCUUUUUAUGCCUUUUCUAAAGUUCUCAGGUUGACCUGGUAACACCUGAACCUUUUCUCUGCAAGUUUCAAAACUAUUAGUUCAACUGUGGGCUCAUUCUGGUUGUGUUAAGGUAAACUGGCUUUAGAUGAUGAUAAUGCCACUUGUGAAUUGGCAUGAAAAUAUGUAAACCUUUCACCAAACAUGUUGUAAAGUACCUAUGUUCAGAACUCAGUGGAAGUAAGAGGUGAAAAGAAUGUCAGAAUUCUGUGCUUUUAGCAACUCUCUUUGUCGACAUUGUUGUCGGCUGUACAAUUCUGUGUACAGUUGCACCCCUAGUUAAAGCUUUUCUGUUCGUGAUUAAAAAUGGUGAUAUUGAAGGGAAAGAGAAAAUUUUAAAUAAGAUACCUUUGAAACAUUCUGUUGAAUACGCACAAACACUUUUCAAGAUUAAAUUUGAAACUUUGAUAUUUGUAAAAAUAAUUUACGAAAUGAUGAUUUAUGUAUUCUCUUGCAUUAAUUUUAUCAAAUGCUAUAUAAAAAAAUAUAAUAUGUUUGCAAUGUUCAGCAUUA
Molecule: messenger RNA, 9135 nt
Organism: Bacillus rossius redtenbacheri
Lineage: Eukaryota; Metazoa; Arthropoda; Insecta; Phasmatodea; Bacillidae
Exons: 12
Coding region: 176-6910 (2244 amino acids)
Molecular function (GO): protein binding
Source: RefSeq, a predicted model, not a curated record